Molecule: messenger RNA, 1425 nt
Organism: Effrenium voratum
Lineage: Eukaryota; Dinophyceae; Suessiales; Symbiodiniaceae
Source: the annotation of a GenBank genome assembly
AUGCCAGGCAAACUUCCGAAGAACGAAGAUGCGGAGGCGGCCACGGAGGCCUCCCCGCUCCUCAAGCCCAGGGAGCUGUCCCUGCUGAGCAGCCCGGUGGCGUGGUUCCGGGCCUUGUCGCAGAGCUACACUUGGAAGCUGCUGGCCAUGGUGGCGUGCACCAACCACCUCCUCAAGGGCUUCGUGGCCGGGGGAGGCGAUGAAGGACUGAUUGGGAAGCCAGCGGAGUUCCUCUUCAGCGACCUGAACAUCUCGGCUGGCCGGCUCCAAGCGCUCAAGGCGGUGGUCAUCAUGCCCUUCGCACUGAAGCCGGUGGUGGCAUUGCUGAGCGACGCCUUCCCCAUCGCUGGGUACCACAAGCUGCCCUACGUGGUGCUCUUCACCUGCGGCUCGUUCUUGGCGCUGCUCAGCUUGGGCUGCGGCCUGGCGGCCUCUGAGGCCGCCGUGGUGCUGGCGCUCUUCCUGGCCUUCCUCCAGGUGGCCAGCGUGGAUGUGCUGAUGGCGGCCAAGUCCUCCGAGGAGGUGAAAAAACAUGCACAACUCGGACCGGACUUCAUGACCUACACUUGGCUCGGCAUCAACGUAGGACAGGUUGCCAGCGUUUGCGUCCUCGGCCCGGUGGUUUCUGCCUUGGGCCCUCGAGCGCCCUACUGCGCUGCGGCGCCGCUGGUGCUGGCGGUGCUGUGGCCAGCGCUGGGCAACUUCAUGGGCGAGCGCCGGGUAGAGCGAGCUCCUGGCUGGCCACUGGUCUUCCAGCGCCACGCGGUGCUCUGCUGGCUGACGCUGAUGAUCGGCGUGAUGGCCGCGUGCCUCGCGGUGUCCACCUUUGUGCUGGCGGAGGCGCACAUGGUGAUGCUGGCAGCCCUGAUGGCAUCGCUGGUCCUCACCGCCUUCGCGGUUUUCAUCAGGUUCGAGAUUGCUGGCCCGGUAAUCUUCUUCUUUUUGCUGGGCCUGCUCAAUCUCAACAUCGACGGCGCUCUGUUCUAUUUCUGCACUGACAACAGCGCAGAGUUCCAAACCGGGCCGCACUUCAGCCCCCACUUCUACAUCACAGGGCUGGGCGCUGGGACCUUCCUGGGUAUCACGGUGGGCUACGCCACGGGGCCGCAGCUCUUCAGGUCCUGGAGCUACAGGAGCAUUUGCAAGGUGACCUUGAUGCUGAGGGCGGCGACGCAGCUCGCACUCGUGCCGGUGCUGCGGCGCUGGACUGGCGGCUCCGUGCCAGACAGCGUGUGGCUGCUGGCGGUGCUCAGCCUGGACAGCAUGGUGCAGGCCUGGCGGUGGAUCCCAAAGCAGGUCCUGGCAGCUCACUUAGCGCCCAAGGGGGUGGAAGCCACGACGCUGGGCCUGCAUGCCGGCACCUUCAACAUGGCCAACAUCCUCAGCGGCUCGGAGGAAAGCACCUCCCCACGCCGAGGUCCGUAG